AUGUUCAGCCCUGGGAAUUUCUUCCUGGCGGCCCUGACGGCUACCGUUGUCCGUGCACUCUAUGUCAACGGCAAUGUCACAGCACCAUGCGACUCGCCCAUCUACUGUCAUGGCGACAUCCUUCGAGAAAUUGAAUUGGCUCGGCCAUUCUCCGAUUCAAAGACAUUUGUCGACAUGCCAGCAAUCAAGUCACUCGAGGAAAUUCAGGCCGCAUUUGACAAGCUUGACAAGCCCCUCAGCAACAAUUCGGCUCUCAACGAUUUUCUCAGCGACAACUUUGCGGAUGCAGGAGGCGAGCUUGAGGAAGUGCCGAGCAAAGAACUCGACACAGAUCCUGAAUUCCUCAACAAGAUCAACGACACCGUUAUACACGAAUUCACGCAGAAGGUCGUCGACAUCUGGCCUGACCUCACCCGUCGCUAUAGUGGUGAGCAUGCUGGCAACUGCACUGAUUGCCCCAGCAGUUUUAUCCCCAUCAACCGCACCUUUGUUGUAGCUGGCGGUCGCUUCCGCGAACCCUACUACUGGGAUACCUAUUGGAUUAUCCAUGGCCUGCUGCGCACCGGCGGAUCCUUUAUCGACAUCACGAAGAACACUCUUGAAAAUUUCCUCGACUUCAUUGAACAGUUCGGCUUCGUCCCCAAUGGCGCCCGCCUAUAUUACCUCGACCGUUCUCAACCUCCACUCCUGUCUCAUAUGGUGCGCGUCUAUGUUGAGCAUACGAAGGAUACUACUAUCCUCGAACGCGCUCUGCCGCUGCUGGUUAGGGAGCACGAGUUCUUCAUGACGAACCGCACGGUAGACGUCAAGAUUGAUGGCCGCACCUACAAGCUCAACCGCUACGCCGUGGAGAACAACCAGCCACGUCCCGAAUCGUACCGCGAAGACUACGAGACUGCACGCAACUCAUCGUACUACUCCGAUUCCGGGAUCAUCUACCCCGAGGAUAGAACACUCACCGAUGAUGAGGUUAAAGAGCUAUACGCCAAUCUUGCCAGCGGCGCCGAGUCCGGCUGGGACUAUACCAGCCGCUGGAUUGCGACGCCCGAGGAUGCUGUGAACGAUGUAUACUUUCCUCUGCGCUCUCUCAAUACCAAGGAGAUUAUUCCCGUCGACCUCAACUCCAUCCUGUACGGCAACGAGCUAGAAAUCUCCCGCUUCUACAACGAAACAGGAAACUCGACGGGAGCUGAAUACUGGGGCAAGCUGGCAGCCAACCGAUCCGAGGCCAUGCACACCGUCCUGUGGAAUCAGACACACUUUAGCUACUUUGACUACAACCUAACGUCAUCAUCUCACAACCUGUUUAUACCGGCCGAACCCGAUUCAUCCCCGCUUGACCUGCGAUAUGCGCCCAAGGGAAAGCAGGUGGUCUUCAGUGUCGCUCAGUUCUAUCCAUUCUGGAUGGGGGCUGCUCCUGACUACCUGAAGAACAAUCCGUACGCCGUGCAGAUGGCCUACCAGCGCGUGUCGGACUACCUCGAGCUCCGAGCCGGCGGCAUACCGGCCACCAACUUUCGAACUGAUCAGCAGUGGGACCAGCCGUCCGUGUGGCCGCCUCUCAUGCACAUCCUCAUGGCGAGCCUGCACGGCGUACCUGCGACGUUUGGUGAGGAUGACCCUGCCUACUUAUGGGUGCGCAAGCUUGCCCUCCGCCUAGGUCAGCGCUACCUCGACUCCACGUUCUGCACAUGGCGCGCGACGGGCGGCUCGACAUCGGAAACUCCUCAGAUUCCCGGCUUGGGAGAGGAAGAUGUCGGCAUAAUGUUUGAAAAGUACAGUGACAACUCGACCAACGUGGCCGGUGGAGGCGGAGAGUACGAGGUGGUCAAGGGUUUUGGCUGGACAAACGGCGUCCUCAUCUGGACUGUCGACACGUUUGGAAGCAACUUGACGCGACCGGAUUGCGGAGACCUCCAACCCGCCGAUGCGUCAUCUGCGCGGAGAGCCCGCAGUGCUGUUGAGUUGCACCAGCGGGAUGCGCAGCGCACCAAGAUGUUUGGCCGCAGAGUCAGCGACGCCGUGUAG
This is a messenger RNA of Geosmithia morbida, 2028 nucleotides long. Its product is annotated as alpha,alpha-trehalase. Gene Ontology annotation, molecular function: alpha,alpha-trehalase activity. The record is from RefSeq and is a predicted model, not a curated record. The coding region runs from base 1 to 2028 and encodes 675 amino acids. Gene Ontology annotation, biological process: trehalose catabolic process. Lineage: Eukaryota; Fungi; Ascomycota; Sordariomycetes; Hypocreales; Bionectriaceae. The transcript has 2 exons.